Messenger RNA from Trichoplusia ni (cabbage looper), 1256 nucleotides. RefSeq names its product insecticyanin-B-like. Lineage: Eukaryota; Metazoa; Arthropoda; Insecta; Lepidoptera; Noctuidae. The coding region runs from base 75 to 692 and encodes 205 amino acids. Gene Ontology annotation, molecular function: pigment binding. The transcript is spliced from 4 exons. The record is from RefSeq and is a predicted model, not a curated record.
GCCAGUGUAUCUCUGACGACCGGCACGAGAGGCAAAGACAACUGUUAUAGUACCAAAAAUAAAUAUCAUUCAAAAUGUACAAAAUUUUGAUCCUUUCCGUUUUUGCUUUGGCGAACGCCGCCCCGGCAGCCCAUUCUCAUGAGGGAGCCUGCCCUGAGUCCAAACCAGUUGAAAACUUCAACUUAACUGCUUACCAAGGAGUGUGGUAUGAAAUUUCCAAGAUCCCAAUCCCAUCAGAGGGUGGUGGUCAAUGCGCUCAGGCUGAAUACACCCUGGCUGGUGACGAAGUCAAACUGAGGAACAGCCACGUCAUCGGCGGUGAACAGAAAUACAUCGACGGUGUAGCCAAGCCUGCUCCUGAUGCUGGCAACACUGCCCAGUUAAUCGUCACCUUCCAGUUCGGAGAUAUCACUACUAACUCACCUCUGAGCGUAUUGGCAACUGACUACGAAAACUACGCUAUUGCCUACAACUGCAAGUUCGACGAGAAGGCUAACACUCACAAGGAACAAGCUUGGAUCCUCUCAAGGUCCAAGGUCUUGGAAGGAGAACCCAAGGCUGCCGUCGACACUUUCCUGAAGGACAACGCCAACCUGAUUGACUCUUCAAAACUCGUAGCCACCGACUUCUCCGAGGAGGCAUGCAAAUACACAUCUUCAAGUCAGAUGACCGGACAAAUCGCCAAGCCUUGAAUUGCCAUAGAGUAUUAAAACCUAGGAGUAAAAUAUUCAUAAUGCCUUCACCACGAGAGCAGUUCUGAUCAUUCGAUUAUGAGCUUUAUUUUAAAGAUAGUAGAACAUAUAUCUGUCAUUUUUGUGUUUAGAACUCUGUCGUGGUUAAGGUCUCUUCUUUUAUUAACAUUACAGUGUAACAUGACAAUAUUCCAAUUUUGAUAAAGUGACGUGGAACUCCUUAGAACCUCGUUGUAACUUUGACAAAUCCACCAUUUUGAAUUCGAGAAUGUUCUAAACAUCUUUGUACCAGUUUCCCGUAACUUUAUCAAUUAGAAACAAUACGACAUCAUUUAUAAUCAAUAACGUCACUUUAUAGCAACAAUUUUCACCUAAAUUGUUACUAUGUUUGGCUAAUAUUUUAUAUUGUUUAAUAAAGCGACCAUUUGACGUUUAUUAUAUACCUAUUUAACAUUCAUUAUCAGAUAACAUGUAAUCGUGAUGGUAAUCAGGCGCUUGUGAUACAUAGGUACGCACUUAGUGUAUUAAAACUACUGUUAAUUGGAUAUAACAUUUUCUAUAUAA